CAAUGACAUUGUCCUGUCAAAGAUGACGCCUGUAUAGUGUUUAUUUAAUUUAUUUUGAAUUUUUGCCGGCCCCUAAAGUAAAUUCAGUACAAAUGUUCCAAUUUUAUUAUCGUAAAUGUGUUGUAUACAAUUUUUCUCGUAAUUUAUCGAAUUUUGUACCUGCUCUCAAAUCGAAUACUUGCACAAUGAAAAUAAUUGGUUUUGCUUAGGUUAUAAUUUUAAAAACAUCCUGAUUGAAUGGUGUUAUUGUGAUUUUAUCUCGAACAGAAUAGCAGAAUAUCAAGAUGGAAGUUGAGGAAAACGUUGACGAUCCCAUGGAAAUCGAUGACACAAUUCCAGAAACUCAAAUAAUUGAGAAAUCUAACCAGACACAAGGUACCAACGAGAAUGCCUUGGAUGUAGUUGUACUGGAUGAUGACGAGGAUGAUAGUGAUAAAACACAUACCAAUGGGACUGUUGAAGAUAUAAUUGAUCUGGUUCCUAAAAAUAUUGGCGGUGAUUGUAUAAAUUAUUCAUGUAAAGGUGGCAAGGAGCUUAUCGUAGCUCCAGUGUUUUGUCUCUCGUAUUACAGAGUGAAAAGCUCGAAUAAAAUGGAGAAAAAAGUUUGUUUGGACUGUUAUAAGACUGCUGUGAGGAUGUAUGAUAGUUUAGUAACUGAAAUGAAAACCGGUAAAUUGUUAUUCGAUGUUGAUGUACCUAUAUUGAAUGAUAUGGUGGAGAUCGAAGAUUCCGAUGAAGAGGAAACGGCUGUCAAAAAGGAUGAAGAUUACUUGGAUGAGGAUAAUUUCAAAUUUAUUGAAAAAAAUAUCGAUGAUGUAUUGCACAGGGUUAUGGCCAAGUUCAAUCUGAAAGAUAGGAUAAAAAAAGAAGAAGAUUCCCUUAAGAAGAGGUUCGCUAAAACUCAAGAGGAUUGUAAGCAGUUGAGGGAAAAUUUACAAUUGAUGAGGAAAGAGGUUGAUAAGAUACAAAUAGAUUUUUAUAAUGACUUUAGGCCGGAAAUCAGGGAUUCCCCCAUGGCUACAAUCAUAAUAGAUGAUUUUAUGCUUUCCAACGAUGCGAUUUCUCGACAAGCUUCUAUUGGUACAUCUGGCAAUAAUUCACUAGAACCAUCCAGAAAGAGCAACAGGAGGGUUAAACCGGUGUCCUACUCGGAAAUUGAGGAUAUCACUAAUUCAAACAGUCCUAAGCCGGCAACACCACCGACAGGCACUAAUAAGGAGACGGAGGUUAUACCAGUAACACAGGAACCAACAGAUUUACCACCAAAAGGCCCCACCACCAGACCACCGUUAGAAAUAAACGAGAUCUAUUACAUAUCCCGAGAUGGUAACCCGUCAGGUUGUUGGGUUAGAGCGAGGUUGAACAACGUUCUGCUACCGGGUAGCAUUCACGAUGGACAGAAAUGCAUGACCACCCUGUAUAAGUUGACCGAACUGAAGCAGCAGAGGGAAAGGGUGGUUGGUGGAAAAAAUAUCGCCUAUAUAAAUCCCUGUCCUACCAGGCUCAGGGUCGGAGACAGGGUGAUUGCCGGUUUCAAGGAAGGCAGCGGGGCCAAUAAAAAAGCCAAUCCUUAUUAUCCGGGAGUGGUCGCUGAGCCCCCCUAUGAAGCGAAUAAGUAUCGAUACCUCAUAUUUUUCGAUAUUGGUUACUCUCAAUAUGUUCCGUAUAACAUGGUGAAUUUGGUUUAUGAGGUUAGUAGGAAGGUUUGGGAAGACAUGCCUCCAGAUUGUAGACAGUUCAUCAAGAAGCACAUAGAAAGCCAGGACUGGCCGAUGGUUAAAUUGAAGAAAGACCAGUCCAUAAUAACGGAGUAUAACGGCAAAUGGGUGCUCUGUACCGUGAUCAACGUUGACUGUUCCCUAGUCCAGGUGUUCUUUGACGAACUGAACCGUUUCGAGUGGAUCUACAGGGGCUCCAGGAGGAUUAAGGAGAUAUACAGGGAGGAACUGGCUGCUCAGAACAGAACGUCCGGUCAGAGGGCCUCCAGGAAGGGCCAGAUCGAAUCGAAGAACAUAGUCCAGUACACCCCGAACGUGAAUUUCACCCUGUCCGAGACCGGCGAGGCCCCAGAGGAAGAACAGCCUGCCAGCACCGGGGAUUCCGGGAUAGAGGAGGAGCAGAGCCAGCCCAGCGUGAGGGCUGUGGCCCGUAAGAGCACCGCCAAGCCCCAGAAUCAGGUCACCCCGGCCGUGGUGCCUUUCCUGCCUCCAGUCAACAACGCUUUCAACGCCACGGGGCCCACCAGUAAGAUUAUGUACUUUACGCCGCGCGAUCAGCACACCAUGAAGCGGCCGUACAGGUCGCACGCGUGCUCGCCGAAGUGCAAGGACUUCCUGACGCACAAUUUCAGCAAGUUGAGGGGGCAGAAUCCGCUUUCCAAGCCUCUGUUGUGCGGUUGGGCCAGGAUGACCGUUAAGGGUAGGGUGAGGAAGGAUAUUGCGUACAAGGCGCCCUGCGGGAGACUGUUGAGGAACAUCGCCGAGGUUCACUACUAUCUGUCAAUAACGAAAAGCGAGAUGACCGUCGAUCUGUUCGAUUUCAACCACAUGGUCAGAUGCCUCGCAGAAUUCAGCGUCGAUUGCGAACCCGACCCCAAGGACCUAUCCAAAGGUCUCGAACAGGUCACCAUACCCGUCAUAAACGGCAUAAACAACGAGAUGUUGGACUUCUGCAAUUACUCGACGAAACGCGUUCCCAUGGAGGGGGUCAAGAUGAACCUGGACCCCAACUUCUUGGUCUGUUGCGACUGCGACGAUGACUGCAUAGAUAAGACGAAGUGUCCCUGUUGGAAGCUCACUUUGGAGGGUGCCAAAUUCUUCGACAGCACGAUAGACCCCAACUCUGUGGGUUACAUAUACCGGAGGCUGCAGGAUCAGGUUGUCACCGGAAUUUACGAGUGUAACUCCAGGUGCAAGUGCAAUAAUACCUGUUUGAACAGGGUGGCCCAGCACCCGAUGUCCCUGAAAUUGCAGGUCUUCCGGACUCACAACAGAGGUUGGGGAAUCAGAUGUCUGAACGACGUACCCCAGGGGGCCUUCAUCUGUGUGUAUGCCGGUACCAUCCAUACCGACCAGAUGGCAAACGAGGAUGGAAAAACAUACGGAGACGAGUAUUUCGCCGAACUGGAUUACAUCGAGUCGGUCGAAAAGUUCAAGGAGGAUUACGAGAAAGAGGUCAACUUCGACGAGGUGGACAGGUUGAGCGAGAGGGGUCCGUCCCCGUCCGAAGAGAUGGAGGUGCAGGAGGUUCUGUCUAGGCAGAUGUCCGGUAAGAGGCCACGGUACCAGGACGACAACGAAUUCGUACCGCCGGUUAACGUCACACCUGCCCAGGUCGAAUCGAGAGUGCAGACAAGGUUGCGGAAGAGGAAACCCCAAGACACGGACUCGGACAGCAGGGAGAGCGAGCCCGAGAGGGAGUCCAAGAAGUUCACGGCCAUCAGGACGCCGCUGAUGACCCCGGGGCAGAUAAAGAAGGAGAUCGUGGAGGCGAACAUAGCGGAGAGGCUGAAGAACAUCGUGUCGGACAUCGACACGGUGACGAUAAGCGACGACGAAGACGAGGUUAGGGAGGUGCUGAGUUUCAACCCGAAGAACGAGACGGAGCUGGACGAGAAAUCUAAGUAUCUGUCGGUCAGGGAGCUCUACGGUGCCGAUGAAAGUAUCUACAUCAUGGAUGCGAAGAAUGCCGGGAACAUCGGUCGGUUUCUGAACCAUUCUUGCGCCCCCAACGUGUUCGUCCAGAACGUGUUCGUGGACACCCACGACCCCAGGUUCCCCUGGGUGGCCUUCUUCUCGUCACAGUUCAUCAGGGCAGGCACGGAGCUGACCUGGAACUACAGCUACGACGUGGGCAGCGUGCCCGGGAAGAUCCUGUACUGUCACUGCGCGGCCCUCGAGUGCAAGGGUCGCCUAUUAUAAUUUUAUCUCAUUCGAUUGAGGAGAGACUGUUUUAUCAUUGUUUUAGAGGCGGAUCGAACGACUGUAUUUUGUUUUUCUAUGUAUAUGUCUUUAGUCGGUUUGACAUUUUUUGAAAUUUUUACGAACGUCGCCUGGUAGCGAGGUGGUUUUUCGUUCGAGAAUGAAUUGAGAUUUGAUAUUCAUUGAUGUUAUUUAUGAAAGAGAUGUUAGUAUACAGUAACAGUGGAUGAAUUGUCGAAAGAAGUAAUCGAGGAGAAAUUUAAAUAAUAAAAUGUGAAGAAAU
This is a messenger RNA of Coccinella septempunctata (seven-spotted ladybird), 4203 nucleotides long. RefSeq names its product histone-lysine N-methyltransferase eggless (gene egg). The coding region runs from base 285 to 3920 and encodes 1211 amino acids. Gene Ontology annotation, molecular function: DNA binding; protein binding; histone H3K9 methyltransferase activity. NCBI's taxonomy places the organism in Eukaryota, Metazoa, Arthropoda, Insecta, Coleoptera, Coccinellidae. The transcript has 15 exons. The record is from RefSeq and is a predicted model, not a curated record. Gene Ontology annotation, cellular component: nucleus. Gene Ontology annotation, biological process: heterochromatin organization; negative regulation of gene expression.